Molecule: messenger RNA, 3099 nt
Organism: Anopheles maculipalpis
Lineage: Eukaryota; Metazoa; Arthropoda; Insecta; Diptera; Culicidae
Gene: Ctf4
Product: WD repeat and HMG-box DNA-binding protein 1
Exons: 8
Coding region: 1-3099 (1032 amino acids)
Biological process (GO): DNA repair; mitotic cell cycle; DNA-templated DNA replication
Cellular component (GO): nuclear replication fork
Molecular function (GO): protein binding; chromatin binding
Source: RefSeq, a predicted model, not a curated record
AUGCCCUUCAAACGAUCCCCUAUGCGCUAUGCGCACAUUAUAGGCUAUACUACCGUUAUUUAUCAAGACGAUGGAAACUGCAUCAUUAGUGUAGGAUAUGAUGGCGAUUUUCGCAUUUGGCACGGUAUUGGAGAUGAUGAUCCACCGACCGUCUGCGUUGGGGAACAUGUAUGGACAGCGCUUCAGUACGGCGAAAGAGUGCUUGUUGCCACGGAUUUGAACACAGUACAGGCUUACAAAUAUCCCUCCCUAGAUAAAGAUGGAAUCGAAUUUCGGUUUACUGCUUAUGUGACCUGUUUGGCCAAGAAUAAACGGUUCAUUGCCGCUGGUUCGGAGGAUGCAACAAUUAAAGUCCUAUCUCUGGACAAUGGCGAACAGUUUGAGCUGGAAAAUCUUGGUGGUCCUGUGCUGAGUAUGGACAUGAGCAAGCGCGAUCUAUUGGCAGCCAGUAUCGGUGAUGGUAAAAUUCACGUCUGGGACAUGAAGACCAAAGCACUGAAGAAAACAGUGGACGGUUUGCCGAAGGUGAAGAGCUUUGAGGCAGUUUUACAUUUUGCUUCGCCCAGCUUCGAGCCCACAAAGGGUGCCCUGCUUGCCUAUCCGAAUGGAAACGAAGUGAUCGUGAUGAAUACCACCAGCUGGGAGGUGGUUAAGAAAUAUGUCCACCCGAAGCCUUCGAAGAAGCUAACUGUUUGUGGAUUUUCUCCGAUGGGAGACUAUAUAGCGACUGGCAGUGUGUCCGGGGACGUUUGCAUUUGGGACUGCGAAACGGGCAAAAUUGUUGAAGGUGAUGAUCAAUACGAAGCAAAUCCAAUCACAAAACUGGUCUGGAAUCCGAAGAACAAUGGUGAGCUUGCGAUUUCCGACGCAAAUGGCCAGGUUGGCACGGUAAUGGACAUUUUUGUCGAGAGCGACGCGGACGACCUGGACGGUGGAGAUAUCGUAGUGAUGGCGGAGAAGGAAGGGGAGGAGGAGGAGGAAGGGGAAUUUGAUGAUAUUUUCGAUGCACGUAAGGAUGACGAUGGGAAGAAUUUUCAGAGAAAAUAUGACUCAUGGGUAUUUUUCUUUCUAUUUUUAGACACUAAAAAGGAUGAAAAGGACAAUGACAACGAAGGGUUGGAUAAUGCAGCAUCGGAAAGAGCAGAAUCCGAUAAUGAUGAGAUGAAUGAAAACUGUAUCGAGCUGGAGAAGCUUAAGAGCCAGAUUAUGGGUUCAACACAGAAAUCCGGCGAGAUGAUGCCACAGUCGGAUGCUGAGGAUGAUGAUGACGAUGAUGAUCGUGGGACGUUGCACAGUGAACGAGUGAUGGUACCAAAAUCCUAUCCUCAACAACCACCAUUUCAGCCCGGUUCCACUCCGUACACGCUGGAACAUUGCUAUCUGGUGUACAAUCAUGUCGGAAUCGUGCGACGACAUGCGACCGGUCAGGAAAAUUCGAUUGAGGUAGAAUUUCACGAUUCCCAAGUGCAUCAUGGCAUUCAUUUGAACAACUUCCUAAACCACACGAUGGCAGGAUUGAGUGAAUCGGUACUAGCGAUGGCUUGCCCAAAUGUAGACGGCAAUGCUAGCAAAGUUGUCUGCAUUAAUCAGGCCGCCUUUGGUAAGCGUGAGUGGACCUACACGAUGCCCGGUUGUGAGGAAAUCAUCGCUGUGACCGCAUCGGAUAAGAUCGUAGUCGUUGCCACGGACAGUCGGUUGCUGCGAGUAUUUACGGCUCGUGGAACUCAGCGGGAAGUGAUUUCGGUCGCGGGACCAAUUGUUGCACUGGCUGCGUACGGCGAUCACUUCCUAGUGGCGUACCACAGCGCACCGGCCAAUGAGGAUCAACACAUUAGCUUGAUGAUUGUGACGUGCGUCAACUUUAAGCUUCGCUGUCGGGAAGUACGCGUCCCGCUGUCGGCUGGAUCAGAGUUACGGUGGUUGGGAUACUCGGAUCGAGGAUCGCCGGUGGUGUAUGAUACGGCGGGCCGUCUGACCAUUUAUCAUGCCACUUUAAACCUUUGGUUCCCAAUUUACAAUGAUGAAAAUUUGUCAGCGAAAGGAGCAUCGGACCAUCUGUUCAUCAUCAAGGUUUCCGAAUCGACGCAGCAGGUGCAGCUGGUGGUGUGCCGUGGUUCGAAGUACCCACUAACCACGCCCCGACCCGUCCCGAUGGAAGUGAAAUUCACGCUCCCAAUGUGCGAUUUGGACAGCGAAAAGGAAAGCCACGAGGAUGAGCUGGUGCGUUCGCUUUACCUCAAAGCGAAUGACGCCGAUAAGCUGAUGAAGGAAACGGCAGUAAAACUGUUUGCGCUGGCUUGCAAAAAUGAGUGUGAACAGCGUGCAAAAGAGUUGGUGGAAACGAUUGCCUCGAGUCAGCUGGUACCGUUGGUGAUAAAGUAUGCCAGCAAGAUCCGGCGAUACCAUUUGGCGGAUAGUUUGGCCCCCUUGCUGCCAACGUUCCAGGAACAGGAAAUGCAGGAGGAAAAAUUGGAGCAGGAAAGCGUCCGAGAGAAUGCGGCCAUCGCAAACGAACUGCAGCACAUCAAUCUUGAGGCGAUCACGAAGAGAGAUACCACGCCGAAAAUAAAACCGCUUCCAGUUGGCACGAAAAAGCCGAACAAUCCAUUCCGUAAAUCGACCGCGGCUGGCAGCAGCGAUGGUGGUGGCAUAUCGUCACCCGCAUCGAGCACGGGCCAUAACGUUGGCACCAAUGGCAGCAGUAAUCCAUUGGAGCAUUUGACCGGCAAAGCGAUAGGAUUUUCGGCCGCCCGUAAUAGCAGUCCGAGCUUUGGCAGCAAAAGCCUGACGAGCAAUGGUGGACAGGAUGAAAAUCGUCCACAAAACAGUACCACUACUACGCCUGCCAGUGGGAUGAAGUUUUUGCCCUGGUUCGAGCUAAAGCGGGAAGAGCUGCAGCGACAGCACCCGGAAGCGGCGGAAGCGGAUCUCAUCAAAAUUGGUAUGCGUGAGUUCAAGUCCCAACAGUCGAAGGGCCAGCAGUCGAGCACGUCAACCGCGGAAAGUGCCGGUACACCGAAGCGGAAGUUGGAGGAGAACGAUCAGCCAGAAGCUGGUGUGUCGAAAUUGGCAAAGUUUGGUUUCGUAAAGAAUGGCUAG